CUUUUAGACAUAUCAGAUAAAACUUUUAAGUUAGCCGUGAGCGUAUCAAAGUUCACUAGUACUUAAAAAGUUACUUUUUAUAUUUAUAAUUAGUAUAUAUUCAACUGCUUACUGUCUGUUCAUAUUUCAGGUAGCACUUAAGUAAUUAGUCAUGUCUUCUGUUUCAAGUGCCACUCGGGUUUUAUUAAGCAAAAAUGUUAUUUUCAACUCCGGACGUGCCCUCUCUAAUACCGGUCGCAUCAAGUUCUACAGUACAGCUCCUCAGUAUGAGAACAUAAAAGUAGAAGUAGUCGGACAGAAAAAGAACGUCGGUAUAAUUCAGCUCAACAGACCAAAAGCCCUGAACGCGCUCUGCAAACCUCUGUUCCAAGAACUCGGGAAAGCCGUGAAAGACUUCGACAAAGAUGAAACCAUCUCAGCGAUCAUCAUUACUGGUAACGAAAAAGCGUUCGCAGCGGGUGCUGACAUCAAAGAGAUGCAGAACAAUACAUACAGCACGAACCAGAAGGCGGGCUUCCUUCAAGAGUGGGAGGAUGUGUCCAACUGUGGCAAGCCUAUCAUCGCUGCUGUCAACGGAUUUGCGCUUGGUGGUGGCUGUGAACUGGCCAUGCUGUGCGAUAUCAUCUAUGCAGGAGAGAAAGCAAAGUUCGGUCAGCCAGAGAUCAACAUUGGAACCAUUCCCGGCGCCGGUGGCACCCAGAGGCUGCCCAGAUACGUUGGCAAAUCUAAAGCGAUGGAGAUCGUGCUCACUGGCAACUUCAUUGACGCGCAAGAAGCUGAGAAGAUGGGUCUCGUUAGCAGAGUGUUCCCCGUGGAGAAGCUUCUAGAAGAGAGCAUCAAGCUGGCAGAACGUAUCGGAACACAUUCGCCGCUCAUUGUCAAGAUGGCGAAGCAGGCCGUUAACCAGGCGUACGAGACUACACUCAAGUCUGGCCUGCAAUUCGAGAAGUCAUUGUUCUACGGUACUUUUGCUACGGCUGACCGCCAAGAAGGCAUGAAUGCAUUUAUCGAAAAGAGGGCGCCGAACUUCAAAAAUGAAUAAUUAUCUCACAGACGAAUAAAAUGCAAAUUUCUUAUAAUUUUCAAUGCAUAUCACACAAAACUUAUAAAAGUGAUUUUGCAUGGUUUCCUGUAUAUAUUGGUCACAUAUUAUUUACGGUUGUCGUUUUUUAUAGUGAGGUUUUUUUUUAUUGUUAUGAAAAUAUGAAAUAAGUGUUGCAAUCAUGUGUAAUAUUGAUAACUAUAAGAGAAUUUAUUUUGUACUAGAAUAAUUUUCUUAAAGUUUUAUAUUCAGUAAAAUAAUUUGUGAUA
This is a messenger RNA of Leptidea sinapis, 1311 nucleotides long. RefSeq names its product probable enoyl-CoA hydratase, mitochondrial (gene Echs1). Gene Ontology annotation, molecular function: enoyl-CoA hydratase activity. The transcript has 6 exons. Lineage: Eukaryota; Metazoa; Arthropoda; Insecta; Lepidoptera; Pieridae. The record is from RefSeq and is a predicted model, not a curated record. Bases 152 to 1042 code for a protein of 296 amino acids. Gene Ontology annotation, biological process: fatty acid beta-oxidation. Gene Ontology annotation, cellular component: mitochondrion.